GAGUUCUUUGAGCCGACAGAGGGGUGAGUGCCGUUGGCCAGAUGGCUCCGCUGCCAGCUUUGACUAACGAUGCCAGCGUUGCGAAUAAGCGCAACUUUCGUUAUUCACAUUACAUAGGCGACCCCCUUUUCCCUUCCAUGCUGUACUACCGACAGACCGAGCUCGAGCCGUACGGGCCCAAAUUGACCUACGAAGACGCUGCGUCACACAUCUUCUUCGAUUCGACGUGCCGACAGGUAACCACCGACAAGGGAUUCCGCAUGGCCAGGGCCAAUGUCGGCGUACGAGAGGGCAGGUGGUAUUGGGAAUGCAAAGUCAAGCAAGGCAUCCGGAAAGCCAAGGAUGGCGACUCGAAAUCGCAGACAAGCAACCACGUCCGAAUGGGCUGGGCGCGACGGGAGGCUUCCCUCGAGGCGCCUGUGGGAUACGAUGCAUACAGCUACGGUAUACGCGAUGUGACGGGGGAGAAGGUGUGGAUGUCAAGGCCAAAAGACUUCUUCCCACCGGGCGAGACCAUCCAUGAGGGGGAUGUCAUAGGUCUCGAGAUCCAAUUACCCUCUGAGCGGCUACAUCGCAGAGUUAUGGCCGGCACAUACAACCCUGCGGUCGACCCGCACGAAGAGCUGCAGCCCAAACGGACGGCCAGUGCUGCCAACAUUGUCCGCGAACGACCCGCGAUCCGACACAAAGCCAACAAUUACUUUGAGAAUAUCGAUUAUAGCUCGACAAAGGAGCUGGAAGAUCUCAUGAACCCAUCACCUCUGGGUCCAAGUGGUGCUAUGGAGGCACCAAACCCGUUGCAUGCGUCCCCGAGUCUGCGCACCUUGCCGAAAUCGUCCAUCCGACUAUACAAGAACGGGAAGCUCAUGGGCACCGCUUUCGAAGACCUACUUGGGUUCCUGCCACCAGCUUCGAAGCAACAGCAAGGAGCCAGGGAUGGGUUAGAUGAUGGCUCGUUGGGAUACUACCCCGCCGUCAGUGUAUUUCGAGGCGGCGCCGCAGAGGUAAACUUUGGACCUGACUUUUGGUACCCGCCUCCUGGAUACAAGUCAACCAAUGGCAAUAUGGAGAUGGUGAGCAACGGAGAAACUGGCGGUGUUGCUCGUCCCCUUUCAGAACGAUUCGAGGAGCAGAUUGCCGAGGAUGUAGUAUGGGACAUUGUCGACGAGGUCGACUUCUGGAUGCAGGACGGCCAAGGACCUCCAGGUAGCGGAGGUAUGGCGAGUGGUUCGGCCAAGGCUGGUCUCACGCACGGAAGGGGAAUUGCACAAGACGACUAAGUCAACCAUGAGAUACUCAGAUACCCAGCUGAAAAAGAAACGACACGUCAAGGUUGUCAUCACUUCAGGGGAG
Molecule: messenger RNA, 1353 nt
Organism: Emericellopsis atlantica
Lineage: Eukaryota; Fungi; Ascomycota; Sordariomycetes; Hypocreales; Bionectriaceae
Product: concanavalin A-like lectin/glucanase domain-containing protein
Exons: 1
Coding region: 42-1280 (412 amino acids)
Cellular component (GO): Set1C/COMPASS complex
Molecular function (GO): transcription cis-regulatory region binding; protein binding
Source: RefSeq, a predicted model, not a curated record